Molecule: messenger RNA, 2952 nt
Organism: Drosophila ficusphila
Lineage: Eukaryota; Metazoa; Arthropoda; Insecta; Diptera; Drosophilidae
Gene: par-6
Product: partitioning defective protein 6
Exons: 3
Coding region: 280-1347 (355 amino acids)
Biological process (GO): centrosome cycle
Molecular function (GO): protein binding
Source: RefSeq, a predicted model, not a curated record
UUCCGCAACGCCGGCGUUUACCAACACCGGGCGCUGAACGAGAUUUAAUACCAUCCACCUCCAUUCAUUUCUUUUAUUUAAUUAGUUUUAAUUUAGAUUUCUAACUCUAAUUUAUUGCCAGCCCCCACAUUCGUUGUCCAUCGCCAUCGGUACACUGCUCUUUGGUUCGGUUUCGGUUCGUAUCGGUCGGCUGGGUUCGAUCCUGAAGAUCAGAUCAGAGAAACUGCUGUGUUUUUGUGUUGUGUGUGAGGAAAAUUGUGGUCACUGGGAUUGGAGAAAAUGUCAAAGAACAAGAUAAACACAACAUCCGGCACAGCGGCCAGCGGCGAAUCAAAUCUGAUCGAGGUGAAGUCGAAGUUUGAUGCUGAGUUCCGGCGGUGGAGCUUUAAACGUAAUGAGACGGAGCAGAGCUUCGACAAAUUUGCGGCCCUUGUGGAGCAGCUGCACAAGUUAACCAACAUUCAGUUUCUUAUACUGUACAUUGAUCCGCGGGACAACGAUCUUUUGCCAAUCAACAAUGAUGAUAACUUCGGCAGAGCUUUGAAAACCGCUCGUCCACUUCUACGAGUAAUAGUUCAGCGCAAAGAUGAUCUGAACGAGUACUCGGGCUUUGGAACGAUGAAACCUAGGAACCUAAUCGGCAGCAUAUUAAUGGGUCACACACCAGUAAAGACAAAAGCGCCGUCGAUAUCCAUACCCCACGAUUUCCGCCAGGUUUCGGCUAUUAUAGAUGUGGAUAUUGUGCCGGAAACGCAUCGCAGGGUACGGCUGCUAAAGCACGGCAGCGACAAACCACUGGGAUUCUACAUAAGGGAUGGCACUUCCGUGCGGGUGACGGCCAGUGGACUCGAAAAGCAGCCAGGAAUUUUCAUAUCCCGUUUGGUGCCAGGCGGCCUCGCCGAAAGUACGGGCUUGCUGGCCGUAAACGACGAGGUGAUCGAGGUAAAUGGCAUCGAAGUGGCUGGCAAGACUCUGGACCAGGUUACCGACAUGAUGGUGGCUAAUAGCUCCAACUUGAUCAUCACUGUUAAGCCGGCCAAUCAGCGUACGUUGACAUCUACACAUCGGGGUUCCUUCUCGAGAAACAGCCAGUUGUCCAGUGGCUCGCAUCACACUAAUAAUACCAACACCUCCGACGAAAUCGAGCACGACGAUCAGGACGAUAUCGUGGACCUGACGGGUGUGACACUAGACGAGAGUCCCACCUCUACAUCUGCCGGGAAUCACAAUCACCAGCAGCAGGCGCCACCGCUGUCCUCAUCUCCCUCGUCGCAUCACCAGCAGGCAGCAUCCAAUGCGUCCACGAUAAUGGCCAGCGAUGUUAAGGAUGGAGUGCUGCAUUUGUAGGAAUAAGCAGAAGAUACAGCUCGUCGAACAGAAUGCAGAACUCAAGCAACGGAAAAAGUUAAUUUACAGCAAAAAAGAGAAGAAAUUUUCAGUUUAUCAGACUUAACUUUCCCUAAGAUCGGAUAAGUUCGUUAAACCCAAGUCAAUUAUUUAAAGUUAUACACGUUAGGCCAGCUAAUCACAUGUAUAUUAAUCGUUUAUAUAUAGCUCACUUACUUAAAAGACUGUCAAAGCUCACGAAACCUCGGUUAAAAAAAAAUGUUGAUAUCCUUAAAGAUUGGUCAGAUUGCACGAACCGUUCGAUAAAUAUGUAGAAACAUGGUAAAUUAUUUGGCUCCUAGUUUUGUAUAGUUAAAUUAAAAUUGUGAACGCUAUCCAUACAAUAUACCCACUUCGUGGUAGGUGAGCAAUAUAUGAAUGCGAUUAUAUAUGUACUCAUACGACUUUCCCCAUACAUUCCACGAAACUCAAAUCCAUACAAAAGUCACCUAUUCAUUUGCAAGUGUUUGGAUGCAGUCCCCCGUUUUAUCUUUUUCAUUGGCAUAUAUAUAUGUGUAUUUAAAUUAGUAAGAUAUACGUCUUGUUAUUAUACUUGCUUGUUGCAUUAGAUUAGAGUGAGACAGCUAUGGGAGAGUGAAACAGAGAGAGAGAGAGAGAUAAAGCAUCAAAUGCAGAAGGCAGAGAAAUUAAUUUUUCUUAACUAUUCGAAUCAAACGAUUCUGAAAGAGCAAUAAUUGUAAACAAAAUCACACGCGACUAAUUUAUACCCAAAACAUUCCAUUUUAUGUACUUUAAGAAGUCAAAUAACACCAAAAAAUGGUUGAGACGAGAAUUCUGUGUAUGUUUGCUAUUUACUUUUUUAGACCAGCUUCAUGGUUUUUAUUUUUGGCAUUACUCAUCAUAUUUUUUUUUUAUUAUUAUUUUAUUUUAAACAUUGCACUUAUUUGUCAUUUUUGCUUUUGUGUUUCGUCAAUGCGUCCAAUACUCGUUCAAGUUGUUUGUUGUAAUUGUCACCAUUUAAAGUUACGGAGAAACGAAAAAAGAAGGCGAGCUAAAGUUAACAAAUCAAUUAAGAAUAAAGGAAACACCAAAAGCGCCUUCGCCUUUACGAGAGCAAUUCGAUACUUUAUAUAUAUAUAUACAAGAGAAUAUAUACACUAAUUCAAUCUAUGUUAAAUGCGUAUCCCUGUAGAUGCGCUUUAGUCAAAUUGAGGAAAAGCCACUCAAGGCAGAUGCGAUGCGGUCUGCUCGACUUGAAGUUAACAAUACCCAUAUUUAUGAGACCGGACAGGCAUAACUAACCGUACGAAAUACCCUAAAUAAAUAGCAAGAUUUAGAAUAUAGACAGCAGCGAAUCUAAAAGUAUAAUUAAAUGCGUGUUGUCCCUUAUCCCUACUCCACAUAUCCUUGUUAUACCAAGCAAUCUGAACUUUUAUCGAACUAAUACCUAUACUCUCCAAAAAAUACCCUGUUCCCUGCACACGCGUAUGUAUACAACGCAAGUAUCUUUCCGCUGAACAACUAUAAAGACCGAAAAGCAAAAGAAAUAAUUAUAUUUUGAUGUAUGUAUUAUUUUUUAAUAAACCUAAGUAAACUUGUAUGUGA